CUAGUUUUUCAGCAUCACUCUGAGACAGGAUAUUUCUAACUUUAGAGAUGUUGGUCACAUGAGAGGAAUGUGUGGGUGACAGAACAAAUUAACCUUCUCAAGUUUGGAAAACUGUGUCCAUGAGGACUCCAGCAUCACCACGUCUCACCUGCUGGUGAGGACCCGCCUCUGCCUUCGUGCAGACCAACCACUGCACAGCGUUACUGACAGGAGGAUCGUUUACAUGGUGGACACAAUCCGAGUGCUGCAUCUGCCAAUCAGCAGUGAUUUUCUCUGUGUAGCCCCUCCCACAGACACAGCUAUGCGCCAGUUCUCACCUGACCCAAUGCAGCACUGACAGCGUGUCAUUGGUGACCAUUUAAGCCAAUCAGCUGCCAGAUGAAACUGAGGAAGUGAAAUUAUUAAUGAGCCCUGAAUGACUCCGGACAGCUAGCAAAGAGCCAGCUAAACAACAACAGCUAACAACAGUUUGGCUCGACUGUCCUAAAAAUCACACUUUGCCUCAGAUAAACAGUUUGAUUCCAUCCUCACAUCAAACAUAGUUAGAUCCACUUCAGAGACAGUUUCAGUAACAGCAGCUAAUAGAGGCUAACAGAAGCUAACAGCAGCUAACAGAAGCUAACAGCAGCUAACAGAGGCUAACAGAAGCUAACAGCAGCUAAUAGAGGCUAACAGAAGCUAACAGCAGUGCAUAUUGACAGAAAGUUCAGCAUAUUUUCAACAGCUCGUCUCAGUAUCACUGUCAUCAGACAGAAGUGAGUUUCACUCACUCACUGACUCCUCCAAAGUAAAUACAGGUGGACACCAGCUGACACCAGUGAUCUGACAGCUUACACUACAGAUGAAUGUUUUUUUGGCUGACUUCAGGGGUAAAAAUGUUAAAUCCUGCAAAAUACUUGACACAUAUCCGUUUCUUAUUUCUGAUUUACUGCUAAAUAUUGAUAUUAUUCAAAUAUGUUAAAAUGUAAUGUGAAUAAAAUGUUUUUAUAUAUAAACAGUAGUAGAAGGCCAGGCAUGGCCAUUACGAGGUUUGAAGCCUAACAGUUAGAAACAAACAAAUAAUGGUGCAGUAACAUCUACUGUUGAUGUGAUCAUCACCAUGAAUCCAGGGCGCUUCUGUCUGGUGACCUCGGUAUAUCAAUGUUGAAAUAGUGGUAAAACUGUGGGAGGAGCCACAGGAGUUCAGGGUCGGAUCUGAGACCCCUUAGGAAGGACUUUCAUUAGACGUCAAAGAACUUCUGUCCACGAGCUCAGGCAGGAGACCUCGAGUGAGACCAGAACCUGCUGGUCUGGUCUGGGAAUGCCUCAGAAGUCUGGAAUAUUGCUCAGCCUGCAGGUGACCUGACUUUGAUGGAUGGACAUGUUUUUACAAGCAAACACUUCUGAUGAGCGCUGGGGUCAGAGUGCAGCUUGUUUUUGUAACAUUUUUUAUUGUUGGCAAGAGUGUUAAUAAAAAAAUCGUUAAUCAUGAAACAGAAACACGAGAACACAAAGAGAAGAAGAGCGUUUGAUCAGGUCUAAAUGACCUGUUCAAGUUCAAUAAGGAGAAAGAGGUGAACAUGUUUCGGUAAAACGACCCUGAUGGUUUCCAUCACAGGCACGAACGUCAGGCUCAUAUCGGGCUUCCUUCUUCAGCGAAUUCUGCUCAGCCCGGACGUAAGUGAAGGAGGAAGAAACCACAGUGACAUCAGAAACAGUCUGGCACCCGCACUUCCUGUCUCAUGACAUCACACCGUUUCCUUAAACUCAGAGGAAAUACACCAGACAAGCCUUUUAUGGAAACGUAAGGUCGGUUAAGUUCACUGAGCAAAACCAUGACAGCAGGUCAUCGGUGAUGAAGCAGAAUUCAAACAAACACGAAGAAGCUCGGAAAACAAACCUCAAACAUCUGAAGACGAAUCAAACUGAAACUUCAGGCAAGGCAUGCAGUCAAUGAACCAAAACCAGAACGCUGUGUGUGUGUGUGUGUGUGUGUGUGUGACUGGGUGGGGUCUGAAUAAAAGUGUGUCCUGUCAGAUAUCACAGACCACUUCUCUCCAGCUCACCCUCCAUGAUCAUGCAGACACAGACAAACAGCCGAAACUAUACCGAACAUUUCAUAGAGGGUCAGCAUGUGCGGCUGAAUGAUUUAAGAAGUAUAGCUGAGCGUCAGGGUUUGGAGAACCAGUACCUCUACAAAGAAGACGUCCCUGAAUACCCCCGACCUGAGUUCUACGUGUCUCACCUGAAACAUGACACAGAGCGCAGGGGGCUACGUGGGGUCUGGAAGGACAGAGGCUUCAAGGAUCCUCGUGGAUGGUCCUCGGAUCCUCGCCAUCUCUCCCUGGUGUGGUGGAGUCUGGCUGUGGGACCUGAGGAGAUCCAAGCGGCCGAGACGAGGCUCCUGGAGGAGACCUACCCGGACCGGAUGGAGGAGCAGGCUGCAGAGCAGGAGAGCUUCCUCUGGAAGUUCGCCUCCUCUCCAGCCUUCAAGAGGAGGUCAAGACUGGGCUCAUACCGCUUCAGGUUCCCUCUGGAGGAGGUGCUGACGGCCUACAGCGAGCAGUUUUGCUCCGGAGCUCCGCCCAUCAUGAGGGUGUUCAAGACCUCGCUGUACAAACAGGAAGUGCAGUACUCUGUGCUGGUCCACAGCCCGGCCAAUCAGCAGUUCUUCUCAAGGUUUCCUUUGCUCCCUGAUGAUGACCCGGACGCCGUCUGCACUUAUAGAGACGGACGCUUCAUCUGGAGACCGGAGGCCAUGUGUAAGACACACAGCUACGAGUUGAUCCGAGGACCUGACGAGAACCAGAUGGACGCUUGGGGACCGAUGAGGCCCCCGGAGUUUUAUGUGUGGGAUCACGUCGCCGUCGCCCUGCACGUGGAGAACAGACAGGUGCUGAGGUUUGAUCCUGAUCAGCUGAGAGAAAACCUGAGGUUCUGCUGGUGGGACAACAGGACAAUCAUACCCCAAACACACUUUGAUCACUUCUGCAGAGCCCACUCCCUCCUUAGACGCCUGUGGCCCAGAUACUCCCGGCUGGAGAAGGAGCCCCCGCUCCGGCCUACCUGAGGCAAUGAAUCCACAUUUCUCCUGACAGCUGCCUCGAGUGGACACUAGGAGAACUGCAGUCUUGCAUUAAUGUGUGUUUUUUUUUUUGUUUUCUUAUAUGUGAAUUAAAAAUACUUCAGUAAAAGUAAAAA
Molecule: messenger RNA, 3180 nt
Organism: Oreochromis aureus
Lineage: Eukaryota; Metazoa; Chordata; Actinopteri; Cichliformes; Cichlidae
Exons: 4
Coding region: 2051-3049 (332 amino acids)
Source: RefSeq, a predicted model, not a curated record